AUGACGGCUGCUGUCCACAUGCCACCGAUCCCUUCCAACGGAUCCUUCACCAACCCCUAUGCUGUCGACGUGGUCAAGACCAUGAAAGGUGAACUUAUCGAUGGAAUCCAAGAUCCUGACAACCUGGUCAGCUGGCUGGUGGAUCAUGACAUCUUCACAGCGGACAAAAAAAUGAUCAUGUCCUACUACCGGACCAGGACGGAGAAGAACUCCAGACUGCUGGACAUCCUCAUGUCUAAAGGUGAGAGGGCUUGUCGCCUCUUUUUCUUCCCAUGCCUCAAGCAAAUCGAGCCCGACCUAUACAACCACGUCAAGGGCUACGUCAAUCAGCUGAACGAAUCAGUGGGAGAUGGCAGGAGGCAGCUGGUGGGCUACUUGUUGGAACGAGACAAAGACUAUAAGGAGAUCCCGGUCACGGAACCGCCAGAGAAAGUCGCUCGCAAAGAGAGCGUGCCCAAAAAAACAAGCACGCCGGCUCCAAAACCAAAACCGACUCCCCAAGCGAAAGAGAAGAAGAGGCCUCCGUCUGAAGCGCCUAAGCCAAAGGUCGUAAGUUCUGAAGGGGUGUUUGAUGCGGUCAGCAAAGGGGACCUGUCUAUGCUAGAGUCCCUGUUGAAGAAUUCCGAUGUCAACGCUGUAAAUUCAUCUGGAGAAACGUUAUUGCACGUGGCAGCGUCCAAUGGGCACGUUCCCGUGAUCCGGUUCCUCAUUUCGAAGGGGGCCAAAGUGGACGCCAAAGACAGGAAACGCAGGACGCCUCUGCACAGGGCAGCCGAGAACGGUCACGAGGAAGCGGUGAAGGUCUUACUCCAAGCCGGGGCAAAUAUUUAUUCCCAGGACACCGAUUGCCUGACCCCCAUGCACCUGGCUGUGCAGAACAAUCAUCACAACGUUGUCAAGCUCUUUCUUCAAGAAGAGGGGAAGCGCUACAAAAACAGGACCAACUUUUUGCACAUUGCAGCCGUUAAGGACGAUAGCGGACUGGUGCAAAACCUCCUAAAGAAUGGGGCGUCUGUUGAUGCCGCCGAUGAACAGAAGCAGAGCGCACUGUUUCAUGCGGUCACCGGGGGCCACGAGGCGACGGUGAAAGUGUUGCUCGAGGCCGGAGCCAGUGUUGACGCGAGCAUAAUUGACGCGGCCUUCAAUACGAACAACGAGCACAUCUUUGGCCUCCUCUUGGAAUAUUCUAAAGGACUGUCCCCGGACACCAUGGUCUCCGCCAUGUUUAAAGCCGUCAAGCUGAACCUGUACGGCAUCAUAAACGCUUUGGCCGACAAGGGCACCGACGUCAACGCCAAGAACGACAUCCAGUACACGCCGCUUCUCGUGGCGGCGGAACUAGGGAAAGCGGAGUCAGCUGGGGCGCUGAUCCAGAAAGGGGCCAAGCUGGACGAUAGGACGCCGAACCUGAACACGGCGCUACAUCUAGCCGUUCAAGGAGGAGACGUCUCCACCACCAAACUUCUGCUGCAGAAAGGCACGGACGCCAAUAUAACAGGCCCCGGAGAGCAGACGCCCUUGCACGUGGCGGCCUUUCAUAACAAGCGAGAACUGAGCGAUAUUUUGAUCGACGCGGGGGCGAACGUCAAUGCCGCCACGAAGGAAUCGGUCACCCCAUUGCAUAUCGCCAGCCAGAGGAACAACACGGACGUGGCCCAGAGCCUCCUGGAACACAAAGCCAGCGUUAACGCCAAAGACAAGCACUCACGAACGCCGCUGCACUAUGCCGCGGAGGGAGGAGGAGACGGCGGUCUCACGAGGCUGCUUCUUAGUAACAAGGCCGACCCUAACGUCCCCGACAAAGACAAGAAGACCCCCCUCCACGUCGCUGCAGCUGCAGGGAAUUUUGACGCCGUGGAAGCCAUGCUGGCCAACAAGGCCCGAUACGGGGCAAAAGAUAUGGACGGGUGCACGCCCAUCCACUACGCCGUCAUCUCCGGCAACGCGGACGCGGUGAAGUCUCUCCUGAAAGCCGGGAAAAAUAAAAACGUAGAAGAUAAAAAUACCUGGAGGAAAACGCCCUUGCACCUCGCCGCUGAGCACGGCCACAGCGACCUGGUCAAUCUGUUGUUAACCAGCGGGGCGGCCACUGACCCCCUGGACAACAACAGGGACACGCCGCUGCACUGCGCCUGCAGAUCGGGACACCUGAAAUGUGUGCAGACCCUGGCGAGCUGGUCGCAGGGCCAGAAGGCCAAUUUACAGGCCACCAACAGCCUGAAGAAGACCCCCCUUCAGGUGGCAGAAACCGGUACCACCGAAAGCCACCAGGAAAUAGUGACUUACCUGAAAAAGAAAAUGCUGAUUAUUAAAUAG
Messenger RNA from Nanorana parkeri, 2316 nucleotides. Its product is annotated as ankyrin-3-like. Gene Ontology annotation, biological process: regulation of apoptotic process. The record is from RefSeq and is a predicted model, not a curated record. The transcript has a single exon. Bases 1 to 2316 code for a protein of 771 amino acids. NCBI's taxonomy places the organism in Eukaryota, Metazoa, Chordata, Amphibia, Anura, Dicroglossidae. Gene Ontology annotation, molecular function: protein binding.